Triplophysa rosa is the source of this 5734-nucleotide messenger RNA. RefSeq names its product receptor tyrosine kinase-like orphan receptor 1 (gene ror1). NCBI's taxonomy places the organism in Eukaryota, Metazoa, Chordata, Actinopteri, Cypriniformes, Nemacheilidae. Gene Ontology annotation, cellular component: signaling receptor complex. Gene Ontology annotation, molecular function: ATP binding; protein binding; protein kinase activity. Bases 191 to 3007 code for a protein of 938 amino acids. The record is from RefSeq and is a predicted model, not a curated record. The transcript has 9 exons. Gene Ontology annotation, biological process: multicellular organism development; cell surface receptor protein tyrosine kinase signaling pathway; positive regulation of kinase activity.
CCGAAGAAAGUCAAACUCCCAAACAGGAGCGCGAGAAGGAAAGAGCAGAGCAAAGCAGAGGAUCAUCCACCCUACAGCACUACACCUCUGCGGACAUCGGUGGUUCAGCAAAGAAGCUCUGCAACCCUGUGAAUUCUCCAGCUGUAACUCGUACCUGUGAGAAGAGCUUGCGGUGGAUGUAACAGUAGCAAUGUGUAGAGCAACCGUGAAAGAGUCGCACGGAUGUCAGCGCAACUUUAUUCUGCUUGUCGGGCUGCUCAUAGCCAACAGCGAUGCAGAGAUUCUCUCAGACCCAAACGUGGUGGCCUCGUCCAACUGGAACAUGUCCAGCGGAGCUGAAAGAGGUCACUUUUUAAGACUGGGUGCACCCAUGAAUAACAUCACUACCUCCCUCGGUCAGACAGCUGAGUUACAUUGCCACGUUUCAGGGAACCCACCGCCCAAUAUACGCUGGCUAAAAAACGAUGCCCCUGUGGUCCAGGAACCACGUCGCAUCUCUUACAGGCCAACUCCGUAUGGCUCACGACUGAGAAUUCGGAACCUGGACACUACAGACACAGGCUACUUUCAAUGUGUGGCUACCAACACAUAUGGCAUAGUAUCCACCACAGGAAUUCUGUUCGUCAAAUUUGAUCCAGCUCCCACCCCUCUGCCUGGAAGGCCCCCAAUAUAUGAAGUGGAUGAGGAUGGUUUCUGUCAGCCUUACAGAGGCAUCGCUUGUGCCCGCUUCAUUGGAAACAGGAGUAUCUUCGUGGACUCUCUGCAGAUGCAGGGCGAGAUCGAGACCCAAAUCACAGCGGCAUUUACUAUGAUCGGCACCUCCAAUCACCUGUCGGAUCGCUGCUCACAGUUCGCCAUCCCGUCCCUCUGCCACUUCGCCUUCCCGACGUGUGACCGCAGCUCCGGCAUAGACAAACCGCGGGACUUGUGCAAGGACGAAUGCGAGAUUCUGGAGAACGACCUGUGCAAGACAGAGUACAUCAUCGCACGAUCCAACCCCCUUAUUCUCAAACGUCUCAAACUGCCUAACUGUGAAGACCUGGCCGCUUCAGACAGCCCUGCGGCCGCAAACUGCAUGAGAAUAGGCAUCCCGAUGGCUGAGACCAUAAACAAAAGCCACAAAUGUUAUAACAACAGCGGUUCAGACUACCGCGGCACAGCUAGCGUGACGAAAUCCGGUCGACAGUGUCAGCCGUGGAAUUCCCAGUAUCCCCACAGUCACACCUUCCUGGCCAUGCGUUACCUUGAGCUCAACGGGGGACAUUCCUACUGUCGUAACCCCGGCAACAAGCACGAUGCUCCCUGGUGCUUUACCCUGGAUGAAGGUGUUCGGAUGGAAGUCUGUGACAUUCCUCCAUGCGACUUGCCAAAGCAUGGCAGCAGCAGCAGUAUGGGGAUCCUGUACAUCCUGGUGCCGAGUGUGGCUAUACCGCUGGCCAUCGCCCUGUUGUUCUUUUUCAUCUGCGUGUGCCGGAACAACCAGAAAGCUUCACGUCCGCCAGCUCCACGACAGCCCAAACCGGUACGCGGGCAGAACGUGGAGAUGUCCAUGCUCACCGCCUACAAACCAAAGAGCAAAGCUAAAGAGCUUCCUCUCUCCGCCGUACGCUUCAUGGAGGAGUUGGGUGAGAGUGCCUUUGGGAAGAUCUACAAAGGUCACCUGUACCUCCCGGGCAUGGAGCAUGCUCAGCUAGUGGCCAUUAAAACCCUCAAAGAUGUCUCGAGCGCACAGUGGGGAGACUUCCAGCAGGAGGCGUCAGUCCUGGCUGAACUUCAUCAUCCUAAUGUGGUUUGCCUGCUGGGCGUGGUGACGCAGGAGCAGCCCGUCUGCUUGCUCUUCGAGUUCCUGGCCCAGGGAGACCUCCACGAGUUCCUCAUCAUGCGCUCGCCCCAUUCAGACGUGGGCUGCAGUAGCGACGAAGACGGCACCGUGAAGUCCAGUCUGGACCACGGAGACUUCCUGCACAUGGCCAUUCAGGUCGCAGCCGGAAUGGAAUAUCUAGCGAGCCAAUUUUACGUCCACAAGGACCUCGCAGCCAGAAACAUCUUGGUUGGCGAACAGCUUCACGUUAAGAUUUCCGAUCUGGGGUUGUCAAGGGAGAUCUACGUUUCGGAUUAUUACAGGGUGCAGCCAAAAACGUCACUUCCCAUUCGCUGGAUGCCACCGGAGGCUAUUGUGUAUGGGAAGUUCAGCACAGAUUCUGACAUUUGGGCGUUCGGUGUGGUGCUGUGGGAGAUCUUCAGUUUCGGUCUCCAGCCAUAUUACGGUUUCAGCAACCAGGAGGUGAUGGAGAUGGUGAGAAAGCGACAGCAGCUGCCCUGCCCGGAGGACUGCCCGCCUCGCAUGUACGCGCUGAUGACCGAGUGCUGGCAGGAGGGUCCCGCUCGCCGGCCGAGAUUUAAAGACAUCUACUCCCGUCUGCGUGCCUGGGAGGGCCUGUCAUCCCAUGCCAGCUCCAGCACUCCGUCUGGAGGGAACGCCACUACUCAAACUACCUCUCUGAGCGCCAGCCCUGUCAGAAACCUCAGCACCCCGCGCUACGCCGGGUAUAUCUACGGAGCACCGCAGGGUAUGCCACCCGGACAGAUCGCAGGCUUUAUGGCAGCGCCCAUGCCACAGAACCAGCGGUUUAUUCCUGUGAACGGAUAUCCCAUCCCGCCGGGCUACGCCGCCUUCCCCACCGCUCACUUCGCACCUCAAGCCCCGCCCCAGGUGGUGCAGCACUGCCCGCCGCCCAAGAGCCGCUCGCCCAGCAGCGCCAGCGGCUCCACUAGCACGGGUCACGUGACCAGCGUGCCUUCCACAGGCUCCAAUCAUGAUGCCAACACACCUUUGCUCUCUCACUGCGUCACGCUGACGCCCAUGACAGCGGUGCCGGGUGGCACAAUGCAAGUUUUCGGACAUAUGACACAAAAGGGCUUGCAGAUAGACCCGUCGCAAGCGGCUCUGCUCGCUGACACUAACCGAAUGCUGUACAGUGAAUCUGUUAUUACUGCCGAUUUUUAAAUAAGUGUUUUAUAUUGAUAAUUAUUGACAUUUUAAUGUUUUUUUUAGUGUAAAUAUAAAACAGCCUGAAUGAAAUGCGAAAGUUUAUAUUGUGAUGUUGUGUAAAUGUGUUUGAUAGGAAAGGACACUCAUCAUCUCUUGGGUAGGUGAUAUUGAGACAUUGAAAAAACCUGAAAUGUAUUCUCUGUGAAGCUUCGUGCCACUUCUGCAGUGACUUUGCGGCAGAACAGACUGUGCCUUUGAAAGGAGCCUUUCAACCAAAACUUCAAAAUGAUGCCCUGUUAGGAUUUUCAAUGGACAAUGUCUUUAGUUUCUAAACUGUUUUUGCUUUUUUACUCACUGACGACUUGAAAACUUUCCAGAAGUCUUCAGAGCAUCAGAUCUUUUUUUUCCCAUACAGGAAUCUGAGUUAUGGAAAUGAAUGUAAAACACAUAUAUAAUAUAUAUAUAUACACUAGUGUUCAAAAGUUAAGGGUCACUUGCUCACUUUUUCAUUUUUUAUUCAUUGUUUUAGAAUAAUAGUAAACCUCAUCAAAACUAUGGAAUAACACAAAUGUGGUUAUGAUAACUAUGUUCUCAAAAAAUAAAAACUGUCAGAUCCUCAGCAUCCUCACUGUAGUCAUUCUUUGGCUAGAAUAUGCUGAAAUCUUCUCUUGGCAUUUUAUCAUUCAGCUUCUUAAGGUCUCACCCUGAAAUGCUUUUUUAACAAUAUUGAAGUUGUUCCUAUCUAUGUUGAACUCUAUAUUAUUCAAAAGCAUCUGUUUUAAAAACAUUGUUAUGAAAUAACAUUUUUAAUUAAUACAUUUAAAUAAGUUUAAUGUUUUUGUAAUGAAAGAGACUAAUAGGCCUAUAUUUGCAUAGUUACAUUUUUAUCUUCAGUACAGAACCAGUUUUAGACAUUUAAGCAUACGAGUUCAUUUCAAAAGAUUUGAAAGGACAAUAGACAAUUUCACUCGAGUGACCCUAAACCUUUGAACAUGUGUGUUUAUCUUUAGAUUUAACAGAUAGAAAAAUGUCACAUACAAUAUACAUUACAAAAUUGCCCAUAAUCAUUUCAUCACAUAUUUGGAUGCAUUAGGAUCCUAGUUUGUAUUUAAGCAAAAAAAACUUUCUCCGCUUAUCGUUUUUACAUUAUGCUUUGUAAUUUACACAAAAUAUUAAAUAGUAUAUACAUAGUAUUUUAUACAGUAUAUGUGUGCAUAUGUUUUUAUGGCCAUAGAUCUGAUUUCUGUAUGGGUCUGUCUGGUCAUUGCAUAUCUUUACUGGAUGUAUAAGUAGUAUUUUGCAUUAAUUCUAGUCUAUAGGAAAAUUUCCAGAAGUAAGGGAAUACACAUUUCCUAACAUCACAAGUGCCUUCGCAUCAAAAGUAUAGACGGUUUCAAAGUGACAACAUAAACGAACGUUACUUUGCAUGCGUGCGUUCGUGGACUGCCCUUAACUUCCGAUACACAUUCGCAAAGAAUACAGCGCCUGUAGAUUAUUUCUGAUAACAAGCAAAACAAACCGAGAAGAACCGCUUCUUGGCCAAACCUGUCUCUGCAAUAUUUUCAAUUUAGACUGCGAUACCAAGCUCAACCGCUAGAUGUCGAUGUCCCAUACGGCUUCUUCAAAUGCGACCAAACUACAGGGCCCAUUCAACAAAUUAUUUCAUAAAAUGAGCAUACAACAAAAUUCAACAAAUCAAUUAUUUUAUACAAUUAUUAUAGAAUAAAAUAAUAAUAUAAAUCAAUAUAAACAUAAAUAAAAUAAAAUAUAAAUCGUUUUAUUAUUAGACACUAGCCAAACACAGACCUGAAGUUAAGACCCAGCGCGCUCGUCCGAUGAAACGAUCUAUUAGCAUGUGCCUGCGUUAGUUUCUGAGUUUACAUCUAUGAGCAUUCGGGAGAAAACAUUAUGAUAAUCUUAUUCUUUAACUGCAGCUUUAUAGAAAUAAAUUUCACCUCACUUUAAUAUUUUGUAUUGUUAUUGAAGGCCACAUCAUAACUUCACAAGACAGGAACACGUUCACAGUUUAAGUGUGUGCCUUAACCAACAGUUUUUUUGGAAAUAGUAAUUGUUUACUUUACAUUUGUUUUCGUUCCUGUCUGAAUGAGUCAUCCCCUUAUGACAUCACUGUUUGGAAUAUGUGAAAGCAACACUUUAAAUAAUGCAGAGCUUGUUCUAAUGUAACAAGAUACUCACUACCUGUAGAAUGUAAUGUCUUGACGUUCCUCUAGAGUUCAGUGUCGCUCUGACUCUGUUUGAAUGAAGUUCUUUAUAUUUGCUCUUGUGGAUUUCCAUGUUGAUACUGUAUGUACAAACUAUUAUUCUGCUUGUGUUUUGUUGUUAACGUUUUUCUCUUCGAGUUUGUAUCUUGUUUAGAAUCUAUGGAAACUUCACAGUAACAAGAAUGAAAUAGAUUUGAUCAUUUUAAGCAAGCAGCUGUCAUCUUCAUAUUGGUAUGUUGCUAUGCAACUGUUGAAUUCCAAGAAACCCUUUCCAAUGACAAUCAAGAAUUUAUAGUUUUUGUGAGGACAUGAUUGCUCGUGACCUAUGAACUGCUUUUGGGACAAUGUCAUAAUGUGUUACGAGUGUAAUGUUUUAUGAAAAGACCGUAUGCAUGAAAACUGAUGUUUAUAUCAAUGGUUUAUUUUUCUAUUAUUUUUGUCACAAUUUUACACCAAUAUUGCAGUCUUAUUAUUGUACGUCCGACCAUACAGUGUGUUGGUUAUUAUAAAAGCCACUUAA